GCCAUCAAGACAACUACCUGCAAGCUCGACUCCCAUCUCGCAAGCCGUCAAUCGCCAUCGUCGAGCUCUGACGAUAUCCUGCAUUUACAGCUACCUCUCAAGGACGACUCAAUAGUAUUUGUCAAGAUGACUGACGUUACCGAUUACAUGAAAUGCCCGGUCUAUGCGCCAUUCUUCGGUGCCAUGGGCUGCUCGGCAGCCAUUAUCUUCACUUGCUUCGGCGCAGCAUAUGGAACAGCUAAGUCAGGUGUUGGUAUUUGCUCAAUGGGUGUUCUCCGACCGGACCUGAUUGUCAAGAACAUCGUUCCAGUCAUUAUGGCUGGUAUUAUUGGUAUCUACGGGUUGGUCGUCUCGGUCUUGAUUUCCGAUGGACUUAAGCAAGAAUUGCCAUUGUACACUGGCUUCAUCCAACUUGGCGCAGGUCUCAGUGUCGGUUUGGCUGGUUUGGCUGCAGGAUUCGCUAUUGGUAUUGUUGGUGAUGCUGGUGUGAGAGGUAGCGCCCAACAACCUCGACUCUUCGUCGGCAUGAUUCUUAUCCUCAUUUUCGCUGAAGUCUUGGGUCUCUAUGGCUUGAUUGUUGCUCUUCUGAUGAACUCGAAGGCCAGCUUGGACGUGAGCUGCUAAACGGAUCGAUUCGAAUAUCGGAG
Molecule: messenger RNA, 647 nt
Organism: Amorphotheca resinae ATCC 22711
Lineage: Eukaryota; Fungi; Ascomycota; Leotiomycetes; Helotiales; Amorphothecaceae
Exons: 5
Coding region: 127-624 (165 amino acids)
Biological process (GO): proton transmembrane transport
Cellular component (GO): proton-transporting V-type ATPase, V0 domain
Molecular function (GO): proton-transporting ATPase activity, rotational mechanism
Source: RefSeq, a predicted model, not a curated record